This is a messenger RNA of Leptosia nina, 402 nucleotides long. The record is from the annotation of a GenBank genome assembly. NCBI's taxonomy places the organism in Eukaryota, Metazoa, Arthropoda, Insecta, Lepidoptera, Pieridae.
AUGCAGGAUGAACAAGAGAUAAGAGAUAGAAGGAAGAUCCUGUUGUUGCAUGGUUAUAGUGAGUCUGCCGACCUUACUAUCGAUUCUGUAAUUUAUAAGAUUUCUGCAUGUCUUAAGUAUCCUGAAUUGAAACCUGACAGUGUAAGUCGCUGUCAACGAAUCGGUGCCAGAAAAGAUGCUAAGCCUCGUCCGUUCCUUAUAAAGUUUAAAGAUAUUUCUCACGAAGAAGCGACAGCCAGGAAAGCUUUUGGUAUGCACAAAUGUUGGACUAGAGAUGGACGUAUAUUUGACAUGACUCCUAGUGGUUCGCGUCGUCGAAUUAAGAGCAUGAAGGACAUCGAAACUAGUGCACAGACAGCUCCUGUUGAGGAGUCUGUCUCCUUGCGUUUGUUUGUGCAAUAA